AUGUCUGAAACAACAACCACCAGUGAAGAGAACAGGAAACCUCCUCUGAAUGGGAGACGAGCCCUCCCAUCAAGCAACUCCAAUGAUGAAGAAAAUGAGGUCCCUGAGAUGGAGGCUUUUGGAUUGAUACCUAGAGGAUUUAAUCCAAAAGACUACCUGCGUGUUGUGGACAUUAAUAUGUUCAAGGAGCCCCAUGAGAUUAACAAGCAGCAGCACCACACUGACAAGUAUUACAGCCCCAAGCUGAUAGUGCGUCGGGGACAGCCUUUCCAAAUCCAGAUUGACUUCAACCGACCCUACAAGCCAGAGACAGACCAAUUCUGGCUGGAGUAUUUGAUAGGUCGCUACCCACAGCAAAACAGAGGCACCUACAUCCCAGUCCUGGUAGGUGAUGUGCUGAAACCCGGUGAGUGGGGAGCCAAGAUAACUCACAGGGAGAACAAGUCCAUUCGCCUGUCCAUCAUGUCCUCUGCCACCUGCAUCGUCGGGAAGUUCCGCCUGUACGUUGCUGUCUGGACUCCCUUUGGCAUCCUCCGGACACACAGAAAUGCAGUCAUCGACACCUACAUCCUCUUCAAUCCCUGGUGCCAGCAGGAUGCUGUGUAUCUGGAUGACGAGAAGGAAAGGGAAGAAUACGUCCUGAAUGAUGUUGGCAUUGUUUUCCAUGGAAACAUCAACGAAAUAAAAUUAAGAAGCUGGAGUUAUGGUCAGUUUGAAGAAAACAUUCUGGAUGCUUGCCUGUUCCUGAUGGACAAGGCAGAGUUGGAGCUCUCUGGGCGUGGAAACCCAAUCAAAAUCUGCCGUGUUGCUUCUGCAGUGAUUAACUCCAGGGAUGAUAAUGGUGUGAUUGCUGGAUCCUGGGACAAUACAUACAGUAACGGGGUCCCACCUUCAGCCUGGACGGGAAGCGUGGACAUUCUCUUGGAGUAUUACAGUUCUAAGCAACCUGUGCGAUAUGGCCAGUGCUGGGUCUUUGCUGGUGUCUUCAACACAUUUCUGAGGUGCUUGGGGAUACCUGCAAGACUUGUUACUACCUAUUCUUCUGCCCAUGAUAACAAUGCCAAUUUACAGCUGGACAUCAUUCUGGAUGACGAAGGGAAAGUGGACACCAAACUUACAAAAGACUCUAUCUGGAACUAUCAUUGCUGGAACGAAGCUUGGAUGACCAGACCUGAUCUCCCUGUUGGUUUUGGAGGAUGGCAGGUUGUUGAUGGGACACCCCAAGAAACCAGUGACGGUAUGUACAGGUGUGGCCCAGCUUCAGUUCAAGCCAUUAAACAUGGUCAUGUUUGCUUCCAAUUUGAUGCUCCUUUUGUCUAUGCUGAGGUGAAUAGUGAUGUUGUUUACUCAAGAAGGGAGAAAAAUGGAACCCAAGUGAUAGAAAAAAUUGACAAAACCCAUAUUGGACAGUUGAUUGUGACCAAGGAAGUUGGGGGUGAUGGAAUGCUGGAGAUUACUGAUGAGUACAAGUUUCAAGAAGGCUCAGACGAGGAGAGACUGGCUCUUGAGACAGCUGUCAUGUAUGGCGUUAAAAAGCAAACGACUCAGGAUACCAUGUAUCACCCACAGACAGAUGUUGACAUGGACUUCCAAGUGCAAAAAGCAGUCCUUGGCAGUGACUUUAAAGUCACUAUAACUUUCAGGAACAGAAGCCGCAGCUACUACACUGUGACUACAUACCUGUCAGGCAACAUAGUGUUUUAUACAGGAGUCACCAAAAAUGAAUUCAAGAAACACUCUUGCAGUGCAAAACUGGAACCCUACUCAUCUAGUGCUUUUGAUGUGGUGGUCAAAUCGAGUGAGUACCUGAGCGACCUGCUGGACCAAGCCUCCUUCCAUUUCUUUGUGACGGCCCGGAUCAAUGAAACAGGGAAGAUUCUGGCCACGCAGAAGGCAACGGUCCUGGAAAUUCCUGCCCUGAGGAUCAAGACCCAAGGUGAGAUGGUAGCUGGUAAAGAAAUGCUUGUGACUGUGGAAUUCACCAAUCCCCUGAAACAAGCCCUGGAGAACGUCACGGUCCGCCUCGAGGGACCCGGUGUGCUGAGAACAAUGAAAAAGGAGUUCAGGCAAAUCCCAAUGAACUCUUCCUUCACCUGGCAAGUAAAAUGCAUCCCCAGACGACCAGGGUUACAAAAGCUGAUUGCAAGCCUGAAUUGUGAUGCUUUGAGGCAUGUGUACGGUGAGCUGAACAUCCAGAUUCAGAAACCAUGA
Molecule: messenger RNA, 2211 nt
Organism: Chaetura pelagica (chimney swift)
Lineage: Eukaryota; Metazoa; Chordata; Aves; Apodiformes; Apodidae
Gene: F13A1
Product: coagulation factor XIII, A1 polypeptide
Exons: 14
Coding region: 1-2211 (736 amino acids)
Biological process (GO): blood coagulation, fibrin clot formation; peptide cross-linking
Molecular function (GO): protein-glutamine gamma-glutamyltransferase activity
Source: RefSeq, a predicted model, not a curated record